CACUGGUCCUAGGUGUUACUUCAUUACCUCUUUAAAAGCACAAAUAUUACGCAUCUCUUAAUUAUUAAAAAUGUAUCUGACAUCAACAUAUAAUGCUUUUGUCCCAAGAAAUGGGACAAAAGCAUUACGCAGACUGAGCUGGGGGCAUUGUUUUCAUCUACAGGGGGGGAAAAAAAGUGCAAAAGUGAAACCAACCGUGGCGAGUAAACAGGAAGCGAAGACUCUAACUUCACGAUCGGCUCUUGAAACUAAAUGGCUGCAGUGAUUCUUGAUGCACUUUCUGAGCUACUGGAAGCAGAGUUCAAAGAAUUCAAGUGGCACCUGUCAAAUAGUGGGACAAAAGACAACUCUAUUUCUCGUGGAAAGCUGGAGAACGCUAAUCGCCAUGAUGUUGUGGAUCUCAUCGUGCAGCACUACAAGAGUUCAGACGCCGGGACGAUUGCAGUCAGAGUGCUACGCAAAAUUAACCAAAAUGAUCUUGCUGAUCAGCUGAAGAGAAAACUUCAGGAAGUAGAGGAUGUUUCUGCUGAAGGUGGAGCUUCAUCUGGUGCAGCAGCUUCCACUGCAGGAGUUACAGUGACCAUAAAGUCCGAAAGUGGAGGAGUUGUAAAGGCCCCUGUUCUUCAUGGUGGUGUUUUUCAUGGCCCAAUGAACUUCAGCUAAUGCUCAAGGAUCUAUCUAUUUUAUAUCAAUGAUUUAAA
Molecule: messenger RNA, 701 nt
Organism: Labeo rohita (rohu)
Lineage: Eukaryota; Metazoa; Chordata; Actinopteri; Cypriniformes; Cyprinidae
Exons: 3
Coding region: 253-663 (136 amino acids)
Source: RefSeq, a predicted model, not a curated record